This is a messenger RNA of Fundulus heteroclitus (mummichog), 3423 nucleotides long. It is a transcript of the gene mmp17b, whose product is annotated as matrix metallopeptidase 17b. The transcript is spliced from 12 exons. Gene Ontology annotation, molecular function: metalloendopeptidase activity; zinc ion binding. Gene Ontology annotation, biological process: extracellular matrix organization; proteolysis; collagen catabolic process. The record is from RefSeq and is a predicted model, not a curated record. Bases 99 to 2063 code for a protein of 654 amino acids. Lineage: Eukaryota; Metazoa; Chordata; Actinopteri; Cyprinodontiformes; Fundulidae. Gene Ontology annotation, cellular component: extracellular matrix.
GGUUAAGAACGGGGCUUUGAGGGACUAAGAAGCUAGAGAAGAGAAAGGACCCAUCUGUUCAUGCCGUGGCAGAUAAAGCGAGCGUGAGAGGGGGUCAGAUGUGGAGAAGGAGCAGGAAGGAACGGAGGUCCGGCUCACCAUCCAGAUGUUUCUUUCUGUCCCCUGAGCGUGAGUACAGAGACUGGCUUUUACAAAACCAUGCAACCAAGAUGAAAAUGUGGAUUAUUAUCCUGCUCCUGAGCAAUGGAUGGAUGCAGACAGCUUCUGCUGCCAGUGUGACCCCGACACCCUCCUCUCAACCAGCAGCCCCCACAGAGGAUGAGAGCACCCAGCUGGUGGACUGGUUGAUCAAGUAUGGCUACCUGCCCCCGUCGGACCCUUCCACUGGGCAGCUGCAGGCUUGGACAGCUGUCACCGACGCUGUCAGGGCCAUGCAGAUGUUUGCCGGCCUCAACAACUCUGGUGUUUUAGAUGAGGAGACACUGGCACUGAUGAAGAGCCCACGCUGCUCCCUUCCGGACCAAGACGGUCCCUCCAAGUUACUAAUGCUCCAGCAGGGGAGGGAGAUGAGGAGGAAGAGGAGAGCAGUCUCCAUGUGGACCCGCAGGAACAUCAACUGGAGGUUGCACACCUACCCUUCCUCUGCACACCUGUCCAGGGAGAUGAUUCGUUCUCUGGUCUUCUAUGCCCUUAGAGUCUGGGCAGAACCAACGCCGCUGGAGUUCCAUGAGGUGGCCAGCUCAGACGCAGCUGACCUGCAGGUAGACUUCCUCCGAGGUUACCACGGUGAUGGGUAUCCCUUUGAUGGUGCCGGUGGUGCUGUGGGUCAUGCCUUCUUCCCUUCAGAUCCUGCCAGGGCAGGGGGAGUGCAUCUGGAUGCCGAGGAGCAGUGGGCUUUCAGACAGCCAGCUUAUGAAGGCACCGACCUGUUCACGGUCCUGGUCCAUGAGUUUGGCCAUGCGCUGGGCCUGGCUCACUCCUCAUCUCGCCACUCUGUGAUGAGACCCUACUACCAAGGUCCCGUUGGAGACCCUCUGCACUACCGCCUGGGACAGCAAGAUCUGGAGCACAUCACUCAACUCUACGGUAAAAGGAACCAGCUUUUGCCGACGGAUGCUCCCCGUCUUACAGCCCAGCCCCAGCUGCACCGCAGAGCUCACCACCAUCAUCACAGACAUGGUCCACCCAUAGAUCGAUGCAACACCAGUUUUGAUGCUGUGGCAAAGAUCCGAGGAGAGACCUUCUUCUUCAAAGGUCUGACAGUGUGGCGAGUGAACGGUGGCGGUCUGGUGUCAGGGCGCGGGGCUUCGGUCCGGAGGCUGUGGAGGGGUCUGCCCCCUGAUCUUCUGCGUCUUGAUGCGGUGCUGGAGAGACAUUCGGAUCAUGCCAUCAUAUUUAUCAGUGGCUCCCAGUUCUGGCUGUUCAGGGACCUGGCCCUGCAGCAAGGCUACCCUCAGCCCCUCGCUGCGCUCCGGAUGGGGGUGAGCCUGACUGGAGAAGACUCUAAUGACAACGAGGAGGAGGAGGCCACGUCAGGACCAGGAAAGUGGGGUCUGGUGUGGGAUCCAGAGGAGGGCCCUGUGUGGGGAAAAGUGGGAGAUGUAGAAGAGGAGCAAGGAGACAAAUGGAGUCAGCUUCUUAAGGCCGGCGUCAGCGGCAUCACCACCGACAAUAAUGGCUCCGUUUAUCUCUUCAGAGGAGAUUCCUACUGGAAGUUCUUGUUUCCGGGCUCUACAGCACAGGAGGGAUACCCGCGGUCCUCCGCUGCAGACUGGUUGGACUGUGCCGACUCCUUGUCCCCACCCAGAGUGGACGAUUUCUCCCUGUCUCUGUUGCCUCCAGCAGGGAGACAGGAGCUGCAGGAAACAAGGUGGGAGGGUGGACAGGAUGGGGACGCAGGAGGGAAGAGGAGGGACAGACACCGGCAUCAACCUAAAUACAGGCAGGACAGUGGCUCACACGCCUGGACACAGUGCACGUGUCAAAACAAAGCACUAGGUGGCAGCAAAGCGUCUCUGAUUUUGGUCUCUCUGCUGGCGGUGUGGUCACUGCUGGCCGCUUGAGGAUGCUUUAAAAAAAAUCAAACUCUGAUGUUUUAUCUAAAGUGUUUGCAUGGCUGUAGCAGAGUGACGAAUAAAGCCUUCCUGCAGCCAUAUAGUUUUAGUUUUAGUCCAGGUUACAAGAACUUCAGUGUGGCCGUACAGUUCCUGUCUUCACCUUCAUCCACCGUCUUCCUCCUGGCCAGUAGUUAUUGACUGCAGUAACAGAUCCAAAGAGAUUCCUCCCCCCCCCCCCCCCCCCCCACCCCCCACCCCCCCACACACACCAGCAGCAGUACUCAUCCACUUGCGGUGGAUCCCAAGACAAGAGAAAUGUAUUCUCUGUGCUGAGUUCUAAGUCUGAGGGUCUCAUAGAGCAGUCGUGGAACAGAUGAUUCAUCUCUGCUGGCAUCUAGAAGCCAUGAAUUUCAGCCCUCAGUGAACCGUCUGCAGCCAGGUCAGAGGAGCAUGAGCUGUGUCCGCUGCUCUGCGUCUGAGGCCCUCAGACUGAAUCCCAGAACGAUCCAUCAUUCCAGGAGUUGGACUCGGCCUUUAUGCUUCAGUGAGAGGAAGUCUUGAUGCUGCAGCAGAGCAAAAUGUUUUGGACAGUUCCCAGUUCCCAACUUAGUGUGAGCGGUUUGGGGGUUUGGGGAGGGCCUCUUCCUGUUCCACCAUGACUGCACAUCAGAGCACAAAGCAAGUUAAAAUAACUGCGGUACACUCUUAAACCUUUUAGUCUCCUUAGAAGAGCUGAAGCUGUGAUAUCAGCAUUAAGAAAACUUUUGGCAAUAUAAUUAAAGAACUUUGUGUUUCAACAAUGUGUUUAAUUAUCAAAGAAAUACAUGAAAUAGUCAAAAACAACAAAUUGUCAAGCAUAAACGGUUCAUAGAGUACAAGUAUGAGGGUCUAUAUUGUAAAAAAAAAUCUUUUUGGCUUUUUCCAAAAUCCACUGAAAACGCUAAAGUUGUGGAUUUAGAAUCAGUUGUGAUAUUGCAGCAGCGCGGAGUACAGAGGGAAAAAGUGAAAGUUUCAGUCAUAACAUGGCAAAUAUUCUGUACCAGCAGAAAAUGAUAUUAGACUCCAGAGGGUGUCGUUAUGUCUCAGUUAGAAACAAGGCAAGGCCUAAGUGCUGCAAUAAGCUAUUCUGGGCCCAGGGGUGGGACCAAACCUGACCUGCUUUCUAAGCAAAGGGAUUUCUCUCUAUCUGCUGAUUUAUACAAAAACAUUGUUUUCUCACCGUAGAUACGCCGUUUAUACGCAGUUUAUGCAUAAACUGACAAAAUGACAUGACCAUGAUUGAGUCUGUGGUGUUGUAACAAAUGACUAUUUAAGUUGUUUUUGGAUUGAUGAAAAUAUAUUAUUUUUGUUUUGUACAGAUAAGAAU